This is a messenger RNA of Cryptomeria japonica (Japanese cedar), 2243 nucleotides long. Its product is annotated as protein IQ-DOMAIN 5. The record is from RefSeq and is a predicted model, not a curated record. Gene Ontology annotation, molecular function: protein binding. The transcript is spliced from 6 exons. Lineage: Eukaryota; Viridiplantae; Streptophyta; Pinopsida; Cupressales; Cupressaceae. Bases 389 to 1819 code for a protein of 476 amino acids.
UGAGGAGCCCACGCUCUCCAUCAUUUACUGCCGCUACAUAUGUAUGGAGAUGAUACCGAGGGGUAAAAUAUGAUCUCCACUUCACUCGCCGGGCACUUGCUACGCGCUUUCAUCUGCCCCUGCUUCACUUCAACUUUUACCCAUUAUAGUAUUUAAUGACAGUUACAUCUAUCUGUAUUAGCAAUGACUGGCGUCUCAAGGACUUGGAACGCUGCUAUGGCUGAAGGGGAUCCGUUAAUCGGAAUCAUGAGAUUAUUUUUAGGGAUGUGAGGAGGAUGAGAUGAGAUAGAGGUUUCGAAAUUCAUGUAAAUCGAUGAAAAAAUCAUAGGAGUAUUGGCUUUUACCAGGUUUGAAGAAUUUACAAGUUUGAUAUUUGGAGGACUGCACAAUGGGCAUCUCUGGGAAGUGGUUUAAGACGCUGGUUGGCCUUGGAAAGCCUAAAGCACAUCCAUCAGAGAAGCGUGGAAAUCAAAAGGUUCAUGGUGUCAGACUGAAAGAGUGGGAGCAGAGGAAACAUACUGGAGAGACUGUAGAUUUGGAAAGUCUAGAAACUCAGCAUGCCAUUGAUCUUGCAUCCAAUAUUGAUUCUGAGGCAAAUGCAAAUUUUGUCAAUUUUCCAGUUGAAGACACUUCAAUCAAUUCUACAUGCUCCCCUGGAAGGACGGGUAAAGAGGAAUGUGCUGCUAUUCACAUCCAGACUGCCUUUCGUGGCUUUCUGGCAAGGAGAGCCCUUCGUGCUUUGAAAGGAUUGGUGAGACUUCAGGCUCUUGUCAGAGGACAUGCAGUGAGGAAACAGGCUGCUAUUACCCUACGAUGCAUGCAAGCUUUGGUAAGAGUUCAGGCUCGUGUACGGGCUCGAAGGGUGCGCAUGGCAAUGGAAGAUCAGAUGAUCGAACAAAAACUUGAGCAGCAGCUUAGGAUUGAGGCUCAAAUCCGUGAAGCUGAGGAAGGUUGGUGCAACAGUAUAAAAUCGAAGGAGCAAAUUGAUGCUAAGAUACACAAGAGGCAAGAGGCUGCAGCUAAACGUGAGAGAGCCAUGGCUUAUGCCCUCACUCAUCAAUGGCAAGCAAACUCAAGACUAGUACCUGAAAUCCCUGAAGGAUUUGAACCUGAUAAAAACAAUUGGGGUUGGAAUUGGCUGGAACGUUGGAUGGCAGUACGCCCAUGGGAGAAUAGAAUCCUGGAUCAAAGCAUGAAGGAUGGUUUGGAGAAUGUUGAAGUGGCUUCAGAUUUGAAAAACUGUGGUCAUGAACCUCAAUCUAAAAUUGGUGUUAAAAAGGUUGUAUUGCAUUCUGUUAAGGUGGGGCAGAAGAAUGCUGGAACUAUAUCGGAUAGCAGCCAGUCAUCUUCAAGCAAGUCUAAUACCAUUCUUGGUACUUCUGGCUUGAUAUCAUCGAAGGUUAAUUCAAAGUCAUCACAUGCCUCUGUUGGAGUAAACAUAAACAGCAAUACAAACGAAGAAUUAGCGUCCAAGCCUUCCUACAAUGAAGGUCGAUCUCUAAGUAAUCCUAAGGAACGCCCGUCUACAGUUGAUACUCAAGCUACAAAAAGGUUAUCACUACCAAACUCUGGAAGAUCGAAGGUCAAGCAGAAGACCAACGAUGCUCAAUCAAACAUUAGUAAAGGGACGAGCAGGUUAGCACCAGCUACGAGCAGACGGAAUGGGCAAAGCCCUACAACUAAGCUGACUAAAGGCCAAUUAAAAAAUACCAUAAUCGAUCGGACUGCUCUUGAUAAUAAUAAUAAUAAUAAUAGAAAUACAAGUUUAGUUGUUGAUAAUGAAGAUGGCAAGCAACAUUCUUCUCAGGUUUUAACCUAACUCAAAUAUCAGGUCAACCGUUUGGUUUUUGGGAAGUCUUAUAACUGGAGUUGUAGACACUACCAAUACGAGAUAUAUGGGCCUUGGGUGUUAUAAAUAGCUUUUAUCUUCGAAAUGGUCCUUCAGGGUCAUUGAGUGCCACUCAUCAUCAUCUGCAGCGUGGUAGCUCAUUUUGAGUACUCAUUUGAAGUCAGAAUGUAUGUGUAUUAUGUACAUUUAGAAUUGUCAUAGUUAUUUGAAUUUCGAAGGAAACGGAGAUUUCUGUUGCCUUGUGCAGGUGUAUUAUUUAUUUAGAUCAAUAGCAGAUCAAUAUCUAGAUCUGUAGUUGGUUUGCUGGACAGGUAAGCUCCAUGUCCAAUUCCAACGUCAUGACGCUUCUUGGAUAUAAUUCUUUAAUAUUAUUUAUUACCCUAUCUUGCCUGAA